This is a messenger RNA of Paramecium octaurelia, 396 nucleotides long. The record is from the annotation of a GenBank genome assembly. Lineage: Eukaryota; Ciliophora; Oligohymenophorea; Peniculida; Parameciidae.
AUGAUGCUUUAAAUAAUAGUAAUUCAUCAAUAUUAUUAAUAUAGUCAUCAUAAUAUCAGAGGGAAUUAACUUUUUCAUAAACUUAUAAACAUUCAAAAUGUGAAGUAUCAUAAAAUGGAAGGAUGGUUUAAAACGGUCAUUAUUGUUUAUGUGAUUAAGUCAUUUCUAAAAAUGGAGUCACGUCAUUUGCAUUCAAAUUCAUUUAACUUCAUUCAUGUUGUUUUAUUGGUAUUGGGAUUAGAGAAAUAAUCUAAAAAAAUAAUUAUUAUGGAAAUGUUACUUCUGGUUAUGGGUAUUCAGUUGUUAUCAUCUAUUAGAUCAUAUACAAUAAAUCAUAAUAAAUAUUGUUAUUCACACCACGGAAAAAGAUAAAGAUGGUAAACCAUUAUCAUUUGA